GUGCUGGAAAAGAGCAGAGACAGAGACUGCCGUGAAGUGGGCGGGUUGAACCGAGGACGCCGAGUCUUGUGGUGGACAUCGGCCGCGCAGGACGUCACAUUGAAGCAUCCCGAGUGUGCAACACGCGACCUGCUGCACACGCGCACGCCGUCAGUCCACCAUGAGGACGCACGUAUGGAUUUACCAGGCGCUCGUGUGCGCGCUGCUCGGCAUGCUGGAUGCAGGUGAGGGCAGAAAAAGCCGCCAGUCCUUGCAGCGCUACGAAAAGUCUGAAAACCACCUCCUGGUCUGCGUGGACUGUCCACAGCCGCCUUUGGUGCGGAACAGUCGCUCGCAGGAAAACUGCGCCCGCAAAUGCAAAAAAGUGAAGAAGCACUUCAACUGCAGGGCCUUCAACUUCCACAAGCACAACAGGAAAUGCCACUUGCUUCCCUUCGACCGAUUCGACCACGGCGUGCAGAAGCAGGCCAACACCAACUUCACGCUGUACGAGAAGAAAGAUUACAUAAGGGAGUGCGUCAUGGGGCCCAAGGACGGCUACAGAGGGAGGAGGUCUUGGACCAAGUCAAACAUCACUUGUCAAGCUUGGUCUGAUAACAACAUCAAUGAACACACGUUUUAUCCCGAUAGGUACCCGACGCAAGACCUGAGGGAGAACUUCUGUCGGAAUCCCAACAACGACCCCGGUGGUCCCUGGUGCUACACCACUGAUCCCAACGUAAGGGCCGAGGAGUGCGGCAUAGCACAUUGUUUCGAGGAUGUUUGCAUGACAUGCAACGGCGAGGAUUACCGAGGAAAAGUAGACCAUACCGAGAGCGGGAAGGAGUGCCAGAGAUGGGACUCAUCCAGGCCACAUAAACACUACUUUCAGCCCAAAAAGUACAGGGACAAAGGCUUAACGGACAACUACUGUCGGAACCCGGAUAACCGCCUCCGUCCCUGGUGCUACACCAUGGAUCCCAAGACUCCCUGGGAGUACUGCAACAUCACAGCAUGUGAGUCCGACUCCUCCGGCGGCGAGGAGCCAGAUGUGAACGUGACGGCGCCCUGCGUCCGGGGGAAGGGGAAAGACUACCGCGGCACGAUGAACGUCACUCCCGAGGGGGUGACGUGUCAGCGCUGGGACUCGCAGUUCCCCCAUCGGCACUCGUUCAUUCCCCGCCACUUCAAAUGCAAGGACCUCAGGGAGAACUUCUGCCGCAAUCCGGACGGCGCGGAGUUCCCGUGGUGCUUCACCAAGGACCCCAACCAGAGGAAGGCCAACUGCACGCACAUCCCCAGGUGUGACGCCAAGGACGCGCAGAAAACUGAGUGCUACCAGGACAACGGCGAGACGUACCGGGGCGCUUUAGCCAUCACUCGCUCGGGGAUUCCCUGCGCCAACUGGUCACAUCACAUCAACAGCGGGGAUUCUCACUCUACACUAUCCCAUGUAGGGCUGGAGAGGAACUACUGCCGCAACCCGGACCGGGACAAACACGGCCCCUGGUGUUACACCAACCCAAACACGCGCCUGUCUUGGGACUACUGCAAACUGAAGCUCUGUGAUGCUGCUACAGCGACUCCGCAUGUCAACGCCACACUGGGCCCUCCGGGUGCGUCUCCGACCCCCACCAGGAUUUCGUGCUUCGUCCACAUUAACACCCGCAUCGUCGGGGGACACCGAGUACGAGGAACAGAUGGCAGCUGGGUCGUGAGCAUCCAGCGAGAAAAGAUUCAUUUAUGCGGAGGGUCUUUGAUCCGGGAAAGCUGGGUGUUGACGGACCAACAGUGCUUCACGUCCUGCGUUCCAGACCUGAAGGACUACAGCGUCCAGGUGGGUCUGCACCACCUCAACGAGUCCUCUCGCCAUCCCAGGCUGGGCAUUUCCCGCCUCAUCUGCGGGCCGGAGGGAUCCAACUUGGUCAUGCUGAAGCUGUCAGACCCAGCCCCCGUGUCCGAGGGCGCGUCCACCAUUCAUCUUCCCGUAAAAGAAUGUCACAUCGCUGAGGGCACAAACUGCACCAUGUACGGAUGGGGGGAAACCAAAAACACGGGACGUGACGAGGUGCUGAACCGGGUUACCAUGCCGAUGGUGGACGGGGACAUGUGCUCGCGAAUCAAGGGGGACGCCGGACAUAGCAGGAUAUGCGCUGGAGGAAGGAGAGGAGAAGGCGUUUGUGACAAAGACUACGGCGGCCCACUGGUUUGCCAGGAACACGAGCGUAAAGUCAUCGUGGGCGUGAGCAUACAGCGGACCAAGUGCGCCUCGUCGCGGCCGGCGCUCUUCGUCAACGUGGCCUACUACUCGGAGUGGAUUUACAAGGUGUUCAAGUUGUACCCCGGCCCCGACACGAACUGACGCCUCAGGGAAAGCGCUUUACUAAUGAAGACUCAUGAAGCCGUGAAGUAUUGUCUCCUGGAAUAUACUUGAAUAUCCGAGGCACUCAACGAGUACCACGACUACAAGGAUCCCAGAGUGUGCCCCCCACCCUCUUCCUUCCUGUGCCUUUGCGAGCUGCUUUGAGUGGUUCUUGUGCUGAUGUUUGCGGCACGAGAGAGUGAAGGUCCGUGCCGAGGAAGCCCCUGGUGGGCUGCGUGUGGUCACCAGGACGUUUGUCUUCAUGCUUGGUCCGUCCUGACCUGCGUACUUUAUUGAAGGUGGUCACCACUUUAUGGGUCUUAUAGAUCUGGAGGCUUCUUCCUUCUCCUUUCUUAGGAUGGAUGUCAGAAAGGGCGCUCGUGGUAUUUAUUUCCUUCUCACAUCCGUUGAGAGGAGCAGCCUUGCCACCACUGAUCAAUAUGCAAAUCAAAAAACGUGGCCUAUUAGCGUCUAAACAUUUGUGACAAUAAUGGCGUGCACUACCUGCCUGCAACCAGCAGAGGCGCUGUUCUCAGACUCAGUAGCAAUGCAAAUAUUCAAGCUGCUUUUUCAUUGAAAUCCACUCAUUGAACAUUCAUGCAUUCUGUGGUAUACAGGAUCUUUGACAAGCGUUAGGUGCUUGAAAACAGCAGAGCAUGUUGACACUAGAGGAUCUUUGAUCUUUGUCAUUGCAAUCAGUCCUUAAAACCAGCAGAGCUCUCCUGUCACACAGAGGAUCUUUGACUAGCAGUCGGUCCUUAAAAACAGCAGAGCGCUCUUGUCAUGUGGAGGAUCUUGGACUAACAGUCUUACAGUUGGUCCUCAAAAACAGCAGACCACUCCCGUCAUAUAGAGGAUCUUUGACCAUCAGCACGUCCGUAAAAACGGCAGCGUUGUCUCAUAGGGGAUCUUUGGACAACUGUGAGCGUAUAUAGUUGAUGCGAUCACUCCUCACACCAGUUAUCAAUGAUAAGCAGCACCUUGCACAAUAGGAAUAAACAUGAAGACUGAAAAUAAGCCACCAUGUCAAAGUCUUCCUUGACCAGCACAUUGCUAGUGUUUUCAUUUAUGACUUGACAUGACUUGAUUUAUGACUAUAUUAGCCAUAAGAUAUAAAAGCACAGGUCACUGGUCAUUUUAAAAGUCAUAGGCAGGCUUAGAGGUUAAAUGUUCUUGUCUCCUAUUUCCAAAUAUACAAAAAUAACCCAGUAAAUACAAUUCCAUCUGACUGAAUCCAAUUUGUUUUUAUUGGAAAUUGUCAAGAAGCCAGCUGUGCUUUUAUUUUGUGUUAAUUAUUUAAUUGUAAAUAGCCCUGUGUAAAAUGGUGUAAUUUUUGUAAAUAACGAGUGAAUAUAUUUUUUUAUUAUGUCAAACCUAUCAAAGCUGCUAUUUUUUUGGCUAUUUUAUAUAUAUAUAUAUAUAGUUUUUGUCCUUAUUUUUCCAGUGAAAUGUAGACGCUGUAUUAUUCUGACUUUAAUAAACAACUCACACCAGCGCAGUGGGAUACAGUCAUGUGACCUGGCCUUAGCAUCAUUUAUCAUUUAUCUUUGCAGUGGGAUACAGUCAUGUGACCUAUCUUGUUUUUUGUGCCUGUGGACACACCCCAAUUGUGAGAUCAGAGGUCAAUGGGUUUGAACCAGUUUACUAAGGACACUAAAACCAGUCCAAUUUAGAUCGAGCUAGGCAGUAAACUCCCAUGUGACGUGUCGUUUACCUCCAUGGGUACGUUGUAGUGGCCACUCGUUUGCCUCGUCUUCCCUCCAGUGACCUAUUAUGGACAAUGCUUGUGUCCUAGUCCAGUCAUAAAAAAGUGAUGGCGUGCAGACCAGAUAUAGAAGGUCGUGUUUAGAUUUUUUGGGGGGGAAGCUGUAUGUUUCCCAGCAGACUUUGUUCUGCUCUGCUUGACAUGAACUUCCAAACACUAUAAAAAGAGAUCCAUAGCGCCUCAAUGAGCCGUGGAUUUAUGAUUUAUGCAGACUCGUAUUAAAUGCACCGUUGUUUUUGUUUUAAAAAUGAAAAACCUGCCUUGAUGAAGCCAAAAGCGCACAAUUGCUUUUAUGUAUGCUUUAAUUCUUUGCCAAGUGAAGCCACAGUGAAGGAAUCAAUGCAGUAAAGUGUCCUUUGGCGCCCUCUGCUGGCCAUCAUGGGUCACUGCUGUGCUCCACUGGCUGGCUGCUGUCCCACAGCAUGUCUUUUUCUUCCAGGUGGGGCACACGGGAGACAAGUCCUGUCUUCUUCUUGUCUCUGCACCCCAAGGAGCGCACAUCCUGCUGGUGUGUUUGGCGUGAUGGUGGACCAGAGGCUGGGUGGGGUGGAGGGGUCCACACUCACAUCCUCCCAAACCUGGAGACAGUAUUCCAAAGAAAGAUCUUUGACUUGCAUUUUUGCAGUCGCUCCGCAAAAACAGCAAAGCACCUGUCACAUAGACAGUCUUUGACUAGCCUUUGUGCAGGUGGUCCUCAAAAAUAGCAGUGCAGUCAUAUAGAGAUUUUUUGAAGUAGAGCCGUAAAAACAGCAGAAUACUCCAGUCAUAUGAAGACUUUUUGACUAUUUUUAAGUAGUAGUAGAGAAUUCCUAACUAGCAUUUUUGCAGUUGGUCCUAAAAAACAGCAGAGCACUGCGGUCACAUAGAGGAUCUUUGAGGUGAGGAUGCAGUUUUUUUGUAGUUUUGAAGCAGUUUUUACGAUACCAGUGUCCGUCAUGCACGGGACAAACCUCUGCAGCCUUUGAGGGACAUGAUGUGGGACGUGCUGCAGGACACCCGGGCAGGAUCACAGCCCACACGGGACGGUCCAGUGCCCUGCCAAGGACCAACACAGCGAGUGUCAACAUCAUCAACGUCAUGCGUGUGAUGAAGCUGAACGUACCUGCUGAGUUGGGACACUGUGUGAAGCUGUGAAGGAGAAAAUACGUGUUACGUAGUAUUCCUAACAGUUAGUCAGGGAAUACUCCACUGUAAGUACUCACUGCUCUGUUGGACUUCCCUCCUCCACUUGGCCCGCCGGUUGGAGAACCACACCUUGUGAAGACACAAACAGGAAGUUACACAGGAGAAAGAAAAGAUGGGAUCAUCUCAUGGAAGGCUUGGUCUACUUUGAUGGUGUCCUCUGGAAGAUGGGUCUGGUUGGACAGCUUGUCCCGGGUGUACGUGUCCACGUACUGACUCUGGGAGAACUCUGAUCCAUGACGGAAUAAAUAUUAACAUGAUUUUGUUUAGUUUAGUUUUUUAAUUUUCAUUCCAAGUCACCUUUCUCCAAGAUGUUCAUCUGCUCCUCAGUGAAGCUGGUCCUAAAUCUCUGAGGGACGCCUUUUGUCUCCAUGGAGGUGCUGGAGAAUCCUAAUGCAGUCACAAUAUUAGGUACACCUCAUGAUGAGCGCCCCUGUCGUAUAGAAGAUCUUUGACUAGCAGUAUGUCCCCAAAAACAGCAGUAGUCGACUCAUACAGAGGAUCUUUGACUAGCGUUUUUGCUUUAGGUCCUCAAAAACAGCAGAGAACUCCUGUCAUAUAGAGAAUCUUUGACUAGCAGUAGGUCCUCAAAAACAGCCAAGCACUCCUAUCACAUACAGGAUCUUUGAGUGGCGUUUUUGCUGUAAUACUUUCAUAUUGAUCGUCUUUGAAUAACAUUUUGAGAUUAGGUCCUCAAAAACAGCAGAGUAGUCUAGUCGUAUAGAGGAUCCUUGCUAAAUAUUUUUACAGUAGGUCUUCAAAAACAGCAGUAGUCCUCACACAGAGGAUCUUUGACUCGCGUUUUUGCUUUUGGUCCUCAAAAACAGCAGCGAAUUCCUGUCAUGAAAAGCUAAAACUCUUUAAAAAAUGACCUCAAAACAACCACCUGAGACCACCUGUAAUAUAGAGAAUCUUUGAAUAAACUUUUCAGAUUAGAUCCACAAAAACAUCAGAGUAGUCCUCUCGCAUAGAGGAUCUAUGCCUAGUGUUUUGCAGUAGGGCAGUGCUCCUGUCACAUAGAGGAUCUUUGCAUUUGCACCAACAGCAGAGCCUUACUGUCUUGACUCCUGCAGGGUGCGUUGAUGUCCCGCCAUGGUGGUUCUUGCUCCAGAGGGAUCUGUCUUAAAAUGCGGUUUAUGGAAGACACCUUCAGGACACAGGACGCACAUUAAGACGGCUCCUUCAGCAAAGGAGACAAGUGCAUCCUUGUGACUUACGCUGGGCACUUUGGAAGCCUUGCAGCUCCUCGUGGAAAGGAGACUUUUCCUAAUCUCCCAAGCAAAAAUGGACGGAUUGUCCGUUUUGUGCUGAGUGAUGGCGGCGAUGACGGCAGGGGUGAGUAGUCGUGGUCUGCUCCCUCCGAUGGUUUUUGGUUGCAGGAGUCCAGUCAGUCUAUAGCGGCUCAGGAUCUUACUGACGCAGCCUGUGGACACCUGGAAGGACACGCGAGGAAUGUACGUUUACAACAAGCGUCUUCCACUGAAACAUGUUUACUGCAAAGUACCCGCAGGAUCCUGGAGAUCUGGCUGGGCCGGACCCCCUCUGAGGCCAGCUCCACCAUUCUCCUCCUCUUGGAGUCUGGAAGAGGUCUCCCGUUGAGGAACAUCCCACCAAGCUGGUUCACACUGCCACCACCUUUUCAAAAACAGCACAGUGCUCCUUUCAUAUACUGAAUCUUGGACUAGCGAUUUUGUGGUAAUUCCUCAAAAAGAGCAGAGCGCUCCUGUCAUAUCAAGAAUUUCUGAUUGAGGUCUUUGCAGUAGGUGCUUAAAAACAGCACAAUGCUCCAGUCAUAUAGAGGAUCUUUAACUAGGGUUUUUGUGGUAAGUCCUCAAAAACAGCAGAGAGCUCCUGUCAUAUAGUCUUUGCGGUAGGUUCUUAAAAACAGCACAAUGCUGCUUUCAUAUUGAGGAUCUUUGACUAGUGUUUUUGUGGUAGGUUCUAAAAAAAAAAAACAUCUGGAAGAUUUUUAACUUGCAUUUUUGACUGUAGAGGAUCUUUGAUUUACAUUUUUGCAAAUAUAUCCUAUAAAAGAGCAGCGCACUCCUGUCAUAUACAAGAUCUUUGAGUCACACUUUUGCAGUAGGUCCUUAAAAACAGCAGCACACUCCUGUCAUACAAUACAGUGGAUCUCUGACUUAAGUGUUUUGGUCGUCAAUCCUUAAAAACAGCAGCACAUUUGCUCCUCUGGCUUACAGGAUCUUUGACCAGUGUUUUUUGUGCGUGCAGAAGAUCCUCAAAAACAGCAGCAUGCUCCUCCCAUAUGGAGGAUCUUGGACAAGCUUCCUGACACUAAAGUAACAGUAAUCAAAUAGGCAAACUGACCUUGAUUUGUCUGCUCAAAAUGUGUCUCACACAUUUCGUCGUCGGCCGCAAAGCAGACGAGUGCAGUAAAAAGAGAGCACACCUCGCAGGUGAAGGCUUCAGGUGACUUGUGGCGAGCGCGCCGUCCUUCUGAGGUCAUUUAUAAGCGCGGUGGCGUGGGAGCUGCCACUUGCAAUGUCAAUAUUGGCUUCAAGAGGGAGACUUUAUAUUAGAUUAUGGCUUUCAAACAAGACAGAAUGUUCGUCCCCCCCCUCCCCCACUCCGUACUCCAUUACAACUAAAUAAGGAAUCGUGUGCACACAAAAAGCUAAAACUGGCGCAUUUUGCAUUUAAUUGGAUUUAAAUCCAAUGACUUGCAGCACCACGAGAACCUGCUGUAUUUAGUCAUGACAGUGAGUGAUGGACGAGGUGCGUGGGAAUGGAAGCAGUAUGAGAGAGGUUUUAAUGGUGCGUUCAGGUACCUUGGAGAAGUUUUUCAAAGAGAUGCACGACCAAAUGGUAUAUAGGGUGCAUAUUUAUUGCAACUUUCAGGGGCGGCGGGUCUCCGGGGCACCCUGGCAGCAUGGAGACUCUCUCUUUGAUAAAGCACACACGUGCAAAUGCGAGGGCCAUAUGGUAAAGUGCUUUUGAUGAAUCGUAAAGCCAUCCCAGAGUGCCUUUAUUACAUUGUCUCUCAAACAGAAAGAAGGAGCAGGGAGGACGGCCUCCAGAAAAGACUCAUGGGGGGCCAAAAUCACCCACACAGAUGUUGCUCGGGCAGCCCAGCUAAACAGAUAAAAUGUGCAGUAAACGUCCCAAGGGGGAAUAUUUGACGAGCAAAUAUUAGUCCAUGUGGCUUCAGACAACACAGACGCACGGCGCAGCCUUUGGGUCUGUUUGAUGACUAAUUGAAUAUCAUUAGUGGGCUGCGCGAGGCGGCCAAUGAGGGCAGGAGAUGAUUUUAAGAUGCCAUAUGCUCCAAAUUAUACAUUAACCACCGCCGAGUAGACAGUAAAACACAAUGUGUGCAGCCAUGGAGCUCAGCCAGUUUGGGUCUCCUUGACGACCAACGCAGCACGAUAUAGAUAAACCCACCGAUUGUGUUUAUUACACUCAGCUCCAUGCUGUCAUUGAUUUAUUGUGUUUUAAUGGCUGGAGUGUGUGGGCCAAAUGACACUAAUGUGCUCUUGUGUGCUUAAGAAAGCCCCACUUAAUCUGUGCGUAAAUGUCGCUCAGGCUCAAUUUGGUGCACUUUAAGGUGCUCCUAGAUAUCCACCAAAUGCGAAAACAUAUGUAUAACACACCCCGGAUGGUUUUCAGGGGUGUUUUACACACAAAUCCACUUUAAAUGUGGCGACAAAGCGAUGGGAAAUGUGUGGAAACCAUCCGCGUAAAAGGUGACCAAAGCGCACCAAUUAAUGUGGGCUGUGCGCAAAAAGGCGCCUGAAGCUGCACCUUUGCUCCCACUUAACAAUCUUAAUAUAGCUUUACACGUGUGUUGCCUUUUGUUUUCAUAGCAGUACAUCCCUCACUUGUGUCAUUUGACAGAAAUAAAAUGUCAUUAACUCUUUUUUUGGAACACUAAUGCUUAUUUGGUAAAUGUUAUUUUCCUGAUUGUUAUUUGCUUAAUUGUUUGGAUGUGAGUUCGGCAACAUUUUUGACUUUGAUGUUCUAUUUUUAAAAUGCCAUGUAUUGGUGUUUCCAUAUCUGAUCUGAAAAUAAAAAAAAAAUUACAAUUAUAAGAAUUAAAAUUGAAUAAAAUAUACCACUCACUGAAGUAAAAAAUCAAUAUUCACAGUGCUGUCAUAUUAAAGUAAUAUAUAUACAGUAUAUCACGUGUCAUUUUAUGUAUUCAUUCAUGAAUUUAUUUCUAAUGUAAUGUUAUGCUUGUUAUACGUGAUUAAAGCAAC
Messenger RNA from Dunckerocampus dactyliophorus (ringed pipefish), 9502 nucleotides. It is a transcript of the gene hgfa, whose product is annotated as hepatocyte growth factor a. The record is from RefSeq and is a predicted model, not a curated record. The transcript has 18 exons. NCBI's taxonomy places the organism in Eukaryota, Metazoa, Chordata, Actinopteri, Syngnathiformes, Syngnathidae. Gene Ontology annotation, molecular function: serine-type endopeptidase activity. Bases 161 to 2341 code for a protein of 726 amino acids. Gene Ontology annotation, biological process: proteolysis.